CGGCCAUGGCGGCGGGUCCGGGUCCGGCCGAGCCCAACCCCUUCUCCUUCCGCGAGUUCGUCCGCAGCAAGGCGCGGAGCUGCGGGGAGGCGGGCGGUGCUCACCAGGCGGCGCGGCCCGGCCCGAGCCUCGGCCCCCUCUUAUUCCCGGAUCCGGCGCCGCCCGGAGAGGCGGAGGACGAGGAGGAGGAAUGGAGCGGGAGCUACCAGCCCUUGGUCGUGGAGCAGGCCCACCUCGCCGUCGCGGGCCCCACCUCGCCCUCCGCCGGCUCCUUCUUCUGUGAGGGCGCGGGGCUGGCAGGCAGCGAGGACCCGAGCAUGGCCUGCCUCGGAGCCCCCCCGGGGCCGGGCUUUCACUCCCUUCGGCAGCCCAGCUACGAGGAGCUGAAAGAAGAGAAUGCCAGUUUGAGAAGCAAGAUCAAUAAGCUUCAGAUUUUCUCUGAAACCCAAGCAGACAAGAUGAGGAAGCUUGAAAAGAAGCUUGAGGAGAACAAAAUUAAAGAAGAAAAAGAGGCGCAAGAUUUGGAAGCAAUGGUGCAGCACGUGGAACAGAAUCUCCAGCUGAUGACUAAACGGGCUGUUAAAGCAGAAAACAAUGCUACAAAACUGAAACAGGAAAAUGCGCUACUUCAGGUUCAGCUGAAGAAUUACAAGACAGAGAAUGAAGCCUUGAGGUCGGGCCAGUCGGCGAGUCUGGCUGUGGUGAAACAAAACGCAGACCUUGCCUUACAGAACCUUCUCACGGUUAUAACAAACUCCCGGUCUUCGAUCAAGCAGCUGGUCUCCGGAGCAGAAUCGCUGCAGCUCGUCGCUGAUCUCCUUAAAUCAAUAGACAGAAUUUCUGAAGUGUCAGAAGACGGACAGUGACUCAAACAAAACUGAGAACUUUGCUUUCAUGCGGAAACCAUUUCUUCAAAGUUAAUUUCUGAUACUCAACCUCGCUACGAUGUGUGAAGCUGUUAGCGCCGCUGCAGAACCGGCUUUCCCAUCUCUACCUGCCGCGUGGCUGUGGCCGCCCCGGGUCGCUAAAACCCGAAGGGACAAGAUUACACCCCUUUUCCUGCUAGGCCGGGACCACGGCCCUGCCUCCCCUCGUACCCCGCGCUCCCGUGAGCACCCCACGUUUUGGCCGUGACCCCAUGAUGAUGAAGAUGAUGACUUGGAUUCUCAUCCUGAAAUGGUAA
Molecule: messenger RNA, 1183 nt
Organism: Haliaeetus leucocephalus (bald eagle)
Lineage: Eukaryota; Metazoa; Chordata; Aves; Accipitriformes; Accipitridae
Gene: ENTR1
Product: serologically defined colon cancer antigen 3
Exons: 8
Coding region: 6-866 (286 amino acids)
Biological process (GO): positive regulation of protein localization to cilium; positive regulation of cilium assembly; regulation of cytokinesis
Cellular component (GO): ciliary basal body; early endosome; centrosome
Source: RefSeq, a predicted model, not a curated record